Serpula lacrymans var. lacrymans S7.9 is the source of this 722-nucleotide messenger RNA. RefSeq lists its product as uncharacterized. The record is from RefSeq and is a predicted model, not a curated record. Bases 153 to 617 code for a protein of 154 amino acids. Lineage: Eukaryota; Fungi; Basidiomycota; Agaricomycetes; Boletales; Serpulaceae. The transcript has 7 exons.
UUUACAUUUACCAACUAUUCAUUUCCCUCGUAGUGGUUUCCCUCGUUGAAGUUAUUCUUCUCAUCCGUCUAUUCGCUCUUUAUGAUCAAGCCAAACAAAUAAAAGUUCCAGUGAUAGCCCUAUUUAUCGUGGUAGUGGCUAGCUCAUUCGGUAUGGCAGUAAAAGAGGCUUUGUAUGAUCAUGCUGCACUAGUGCACGCAGGUCCAUCCUCGCUGUACGGCGGAUGUACUGGCGGUGUUCCAAACUGGUUUUUUAUCUUUUGGACACCGUUUAUGGUAUUUGACACUGUUCUAGUCUUGCUCGUAGCAUGUAAAUCGUUUCAACAUUAUCAUCAAGUUCCCAAUAAACAGUGGUUCGGCGCGCGUCUGGUCGCGGUUCUGGCGCGAGAUUCGUUUGUCUUCUUUCUUGUCAACUUGAUGAUAUAUCUGUUCAAUACGAUGACGUGGAAGCUAGCCCCGGCAGGCCUGUCAGAGAUGGCUUCCUUCUGGUGGCUAGCCAUACCGCCAAUCUCAGCCACUCGUCUACUCCUUAACCUGCGACAAGUUUACACCCAGGACCGCGAAAUUGAGAUUGAGCUAUUGAGAUCCCGUAAUUCAAGAAUACGGUAUCUACGUUAACCUGAAUCUCUCUAUGAGUGGCAGUGCGCUACUUGUACUUAUCUCAUUACUGUCGCUGAGCAGGUGGCGGCGUCGGUAUAUGUGUUGGUAAUUACUCUCUACUGU